Anas platyrhynchos (mallard) is the source of this 1148-nucleotide messenger RNA. RefSeq names its product msh homeobox 1 (gene MSX1). The record is from RefSeq and is a predicted model, not a curated record. Gene Ontology annotation, molecular function: DNA-binding transcription factor activity, RNA polymerase II-specific; RNA polymerase II transcription regulatory region sequence-specific DNA binding. Gene Ontology annotation, biological process: embryonic morphogenesis; regulation of transcription by RNA polymerase II. Lineage: Eukaryota; Metazoa; Chordata; Aves; Anseriformes; Anatidae. Gene Ontology annotation, cellular component: nucleus.
GGGCCGGACCGCGCCGACGGCUCCCGCGCCCCGACGCCGCCCCCCAUGAGCCGCGGCGGCCGCCCCCGCGCAGCACGGCGGCAGCGGACCCCCUCUGCAUGGCCCCGGCUGCGGACAUGACCACCGCGCCCACCGGGGUCCGCAGCGACGAGCCGCCCGCCUCCGCCUUCGCCAAGCCUGGCGGUGGCCUCCCCGUCGCGGCGGCUGCGAUGGGCGGAGAAGAGGAGAGCGACAAGCCCAAGGUUUCGCCUUCCCUCCUGCCGUUCAGCGUGGAGGCACUCAUGGCUGACCGCAGGAAGGCGCCGGGAGGCAGGGAGGGCCCGCUCGCCGGCCCCGAGGGCAACGGGGUCCCGGCGGCCGUCGGAGCGGCCGCCCGAGGGAGCCUCAGCCCCCGCCUGGGCGCCCCGACGGCAGAGGCGCCGGCGUCCCCGCUGCCCCUCGGCGGCCACUUCGCCGUCGGGGGGCUGGUCAAGCUGCCCGAGGAAGCGCUCGUCAAGGCGGAGAGCCCCGACAAGCAGGAGCGAAGCCCCUGGAUGCAGAGUCCCCGCUUCUCGCCGCCCCCACCCAGGCGGCUGAGCCCCCCAGCCUGUACCCUGCGCAAGCACAAGACGAACAGGAAGCCCCGGACGCCCUUCACCACAGCGCAGCUGCUGGCCCUGGAGAGGAAAUUUCGGCAGAAGCAGUACCUGUCCAUUGCCGAGCGUGCCGAGUUCUCCAGCUCACUCAGCCUCACGGAGACCCAGGUGAAGAUCUGGUUCCAGAACCGCCGUGCCAAGGCCAAGCGGCUCCAGGAGGCCGAGCUGGAGAAGCUGAAGAUGGCAGCCAAGCCCAUGCUGCCACCCGCUGCCUUCGGCAUCUCCUUCCCGCUGGGCGGCCCGGCUGUGGCCGGUGCCUCCUUGUACGGUGCCUCCAGCCCUUUCCAGCGGGCAGGGCUGCCUGUGGCUCCCGUGGGACUGUACACGGCACAUGUGGGAUACAGCAUGUACCACCUCACAUAGAGCUGAGCCCUGCCCAGCCUGCCGGCCCCGCACAUGCUCCCUCCCUGCUCCUCCAGCUCUGUACCCUCGCUGCGGACUCCCCCACAGGCCUUGUGGCAGAGACUUCUCCAGUCUGGCUCCAUUUCUCCCGUCCAGUCUUGAUCUGCUCUC